UUGUAGCAAGCCUUUAAAAGGAAUAGGAUCAAAUAGGAGUUAUUAACUGCAACCCGUCACUGUUGCGGUUUAAAUGGACAUUGCACAGAAACACACUGAAUAGCAAAGAAUUUAUUUAAGAAAUUACAGUGUAAAGCUAAUAUUGUGACAAAAAUGGCAGAUCCAGAACUGGAAGCAAUAAAACAGCAACGAUUAGCUCAAUUACAACAACAAUAUAAGCAUGGAAAUAUUGAUAACAAACAAGCAAUGGAGGAGAAAAUGCAAGAGAUGGAAGAAAUGAGAAAUUCAAUUCUUAUACAAGUAUUAGAUCAAUCGGCCAGGGCAAGACUUAAUACGUUAAGUAUUGGAAAACCGGAGAAGGGAAAAAUGGUAGAAGAUAUGAUAUUAAGUAUGGCGCAACAAGGACGACUGCCUGGUAAACUAGGUGAGAAAGAACUUAUUAACUUACUUGAAAGUGUAAAUCAACAAACGCAACGAAAAACUGUUGUCAAGUUCGAUAGGCGAAGAGCAGCUCUAGACUCUGAUGAUGAUGAUUUAUAGUACUUUUAUAUAUGUUUUGCUAAUCGACAUUA
Megalopta genalis is the source of this 572-nucleotide messenger RNA. It is a transcript of the gene PDCD-5, whose product is annotated as programmed cell death 5. Gene Ontology annotation, molecular function: DNA binding. Gene Ontology annotation, cellular component: cytosol; nucleus. NCBI's taxonomy places the organism in Eukaryota, Metazoa, Arthropoda, Insecta, Hymenoptera, Halictidae. The record is from RefSeq and is a predicted model, not a curated record.